AUGGGGUUUGAGGGCCAUCUACCAUCGACGUCUCCGAUCGAGUUCCCAUUCGGUUGGAGCACGGUGCAUGCCGACGCCACGUUCCCUGAUGCUUCCCGCCGCAAUGUCCUCCUCAUCACAGUUCGACCGUCGCUCCUAAGGCUCAUCGUGAUCUCUGUCCUCCCUUACCUCCCAGAAAUCAUACGGUCGGUGAUAGGGGCCACCUUUCCUGGUAUACUCCUUCCCACCAACGUCAUCGUCAAGAAACAAAAGCCCGGCUGGGAGGAUGAGUUUGAAGAGGAAAAAGCGCGGUACAGGAUGCUGGAAUCCCUUCAGGGUGAUAUCAUCCCUCAGUUAUUUGGAGAGAUCCGAGUCCAGGGGACCCGCGCACUUCUCUUAUCAUAUGUAGCCGGCAUACGAUGCGAUAAGGUGAGCGACCUCGAGGUUGAACAUUUUCAGCAAUUACUCGAGGACGCACACUUGCGCCUCCGGCCGUUUGGCUAUGUCCACGAUGACCCUAGGCUCGAUAAUUACAUCCUUGUGGACGGCCAAAAAAUCGUUAUUGUGGAUCUAGAGCAUCUAUACGAAAUUGAGGAGACGGAGAUCGAGUAUACUAUGGGUACUAUUAUACGGGCGAUUGUGAAAAUCUAUCGCCGGAGCUAUAAGAAUCAUCUAGAGGAUAUAUAG
Messenger RNA from Parascedosporium putredinis, 666 nucleotides. Lineage: Eukaryota; Fungi; Ascomycota; Sordariomycetes; Microascales; Microascaceae. The record is from the annotation of a GenBank genome assembly.